ACAGACAGACAGUGAGAAACUGAAAAGGAAAGCAGCACAACCAGGAAAAGAAAGAAAUUUGAGAGAAAAAAAAAAUCUUCUUUUUUCUUUCUUAUAAUCUUAGAAAAACACAUCUUAAGUCAUUUUUUCUCUAUUAUGAUGAAAUAUUAAAAUCCACACUAUUUGCAUUAUUUCUGCAAAUAUUUCAUCCAAUUUUUCUGCCUUGCAAAUGUUAGAAAUUUAGCACCAUUUUUGUCAUUGAAGAAGGAGAAAAAGAACUUUUUUUUUUAAAUUUAAUUUAGUUUUUCUCCAAAAAAAACUGCUUUUAAUUUGACUUGCAGAGCACCCAUGUCUUCCAAGUCCAAAUCUGGUGUAUCUGAUACUCCUAGCAGCAAGCCUGCACCAACUACACCUAGAGUUGCCAAGUUAGGUAAGGCAGGAACACUUAAAUCAGAUGCUGAUUCACCUCUUCCUGUUCAGAAUUCUCGGCUUUCGAUUGAUCGAACGUCGCCACGCUCUGUUACUUCGAAACCGACCAUUACUCGAACGUCUGUUCGAGUUUCAACACCAGAUAAGCUACAGCCGCGUAUAUUUAAGCCUUCAGAGUUGCAGGCGCAAUUAACAGCUGCCCAAGAUGAUCUGAAGAAGGCAAAAGAAAAGUCAGCUUUGGCUGAAAAAGAGAAGAAUCAUGCGCUUAAUGAGUUGAAAGAGGCAAAGAAACAAGCCGAUGAGGCCAAUCAGAAGCUUCAAGAGGCUUUGGUGGCUCAAAAGCGAGCCCAGGAGACUUCAGAGAUUGAAAAAUUCCGAGCUGUUGAACUGGAGCAAGCAGGAAUUGAGACUGCGCAGAAGAAAGAAGAUGAAUGGAAAAAAGAGUUAGAAGCUGUGAGGAGCCAACAUGCCAUAGAUAUGACUGCUCUGCUUACAGCUACUGAAGAGCUCCAAAGUAUUAAGCAUGAGCUGGUCAUGGUUACUGAUGCCAAGAACCAGGCCCUUACCCAUGCUGACGAUGCCACCAAGAUCGCUGAGAUUCAUGCCGAGAAGGUCGAAGUCCUCUCUGCUGAGCUUGCAAAGUUGAAGGGUUUGCUGGAGUCAAAAGAUGAUAUUGGAGAUUCUGAGAAUGGAUUAGUUGCAGAAUUGAGAUCAGAAUUGGGCUCUUUAAGGCAAGAAUUAGAAAGGGCUAAGAGCUUUGAGCAGGAACUCAGCGAGAAAGAAAAAUCUUAUGAGAAGAUCGUGGCAGCUUUGAAUUCAGAGCUGGAAACUAUUAAGGAAGAGCUUAGCAACGCAAAGACAUGUGAACAGGGCUUGGUUGAAAAAGAGAAGUCUUAUGAAAAGGUCGUGGCAGAACUUAAAUCGGAGAUGGUUUCCUUAGAAGAAGAGUUCAGGAAGGCUAAGAGUAGAGAACAGGAUUUGACUGAGAAUGAGAAGUCUUACGAAAAUAUCGUAGAAGAACUUAAAUCACAGUUGGGUUCUUUACAAGAAGAGUUUGAGAAGGCCAAGGCCUUCAAGCUAGAGUUGAUUCAGAAAGAAAAAUCCCAGGAGACAACUGUUUCUCAGCUACAGUUGGAAAUCAGUUCUUUAAAUGAAGAGCUUGUAAAUGCGAAGAAUUUUGAGGUAAAGUUGGCUGAAACGAAAGCUUCCUACAACCAGACUGUUUUGGAGCUCAAGUCAGAGAUAGAUUCUCUUAGACAAGAGCUCGAAAAGUCCAAGAGCUUUGAGGAGGAACUGGUUGAGAGAGAGAAAUCAAAUGAGAAAACUGUUAAGGGUUUUGAAUCGGAGAUUUAUUCUCUGAAGCAAGAGCUACAAGUUGCUAAGGGCUUCCAGGAGAAGUUGGUCCAGAAGGAAGAGGCUUAUGAGCAGCUACAUGUAGAGUUGGAGGCUGCAAGGAUGGCUGAAUCUUAUGCAUUGAACUUACUAGAUGAACGGAAGAGGAGAGCUGAGGAACUGGAAAAUAAGGUGGCAGAAUCACAUAGAUUGGAGAGAUCAGCGUCGGAAUCAUUAGAGUCGAUUCUGAAACAACUUGAAGGAAACAGUGACAAGCUUCAUGAUGCAGAAUGUGAAAUUGCAGCUCUUAAGGAGAAGGUUUCGUUGUUGGAAAUCUCACUUGAUAAUAAGAAAGGGGAUCUGGAGGAAUCAGAACAUCGUUUCGAGAAAGUAAAUGAGGAAGCUAGAGAAGCAGCUAAGGAGAUAGAAUCACUAAGGUCUGAGCUUGAAACCAUGACGGAAGAGAGAGCUCAGGCUCUGGAGUAUGAGAAGCAUGCAGCUUCUAGUGUUCAGGACCUGUUAGAAGAGAAAAACAAACUCAUUAAUGAGCUGGAAACCUUGAAAGAAGAAGAGGAGAAGAGCAAGAAAGCAAUGGAGAGCUUAGCUUCAGCUUUGCAUGAAGUAUCUGCUGAAGCAAGGGCGGCCAAAGAGAGUUUGUUAUCAAGUCAAGCAGAGCAUGAAAACUUUGAAGCUCAGAUUGAGCAUCUGCAGCUGGUUCUGAAAGCAACAAGCGAGAAGUAUGAAGCCACUAUUGAAGAUUCAAAACGAGAGAUUGACCACCUUACGAGCACAGUGGAACAAUCCAAGAUAGAUUUUGAUGUCCAAAUGGAAGAUCUGAAGGUGGUUCUGAAGGCAUCUAAUGAUAAGUAUGAGAGCAUGCUUGAUGAGUCAAAGCAGGAGAUCAACUAUCUCACAGAAAAGAUGGAACAAUCAACAUUAGAGCAUCAAAACCAAAAGGCUGCAUGGGAGGUAAAAGAGCUGGAGCUGAAGAACUGCAUAAAGAGGUUAGAAGAAGAAAAAUCAGUUAUCGAACGGUCAGGGUUGAAUCACGAGGACUCUAAGGCCGAGUGGGAAGAAAAGGAGCUCCAGCUUGUGAAUAGUGUAAAAAGAUCAGAAGAAGAGAAGUCUUCAAUGGAGAAAGAAAUAAUGAGGUUGGUGCACUUGCUUAGGGAAGCAGAGGAGAAGGCUAAUGCAUCACAGGAGGAAGGAUCUCAGUUGAGGAGUUCACUCAAGGAAGCAAUGUCAGAAACAGUUUCCCUAAAGGAAGCCCGUGAUGAUGCCCAGGCUGAAAGUUUGAAGUUGAAGGAGAUUGUGCAUGGUAAAGAAAAUGAAUUGCAAAAUAUCAUUAAAGAAAAUGAGCAGCUCCAGGCUGCAGAAGAUGCAAAUGCCUGGAAGAUAGAAGAAUUGACCAAAUUGCUUGAAGAAGCCAAGUCAUACCAACAAACCCGAGAAAAUGGUGAGCUCUCAGACAGUGAUAAAGACUACGAUUUGCUCCCAAAAGUGGUCGAGUUUUCUGAAGAAAAUGGACACUCUGGUGAAAAUAAGCCUAAGAUUGAGCUUCUACCCCAGCAAACAGAUGUAAGUGAGAAGCAAUCACCUGCUGAAAUGAGCAAUGGUGUUAGUGAGGGAGCUCAAACGAAUGUUUUAUCUGGGCCCGAAAAUGGGAAUGGUCAUCCCACCGUGGCAGAGAAUAAAGAGAAGGCACAAGAUGAAACUCCAGAAUCUGAAGCAAAGAUGUGGGAAAGCUACAAGAUUGACAGAGAUUUCUCAACAGAGAUGGAAACAGAACAAGGUUCUUUGGACGACGAAGUUGAUUCCAAGGCUGAACAUGCUGAGACCCUUGAUCAGAAUAACGACCUUCCAUCAGAUAACAGUGCAAACUCUGACUCAAAGAAGAAGAAAAAACCUCUAUACCGGAAGUUCGGAAAUCUACUCAAGAAGGGGAUUAGCCCCCAAAAGUAGGUAUUUUAGGGACUGCAAGACAGCAGGUAAGAAUAUGUUUGUUCUUUAGCUUCUUUUUAAUAUGGGGAAGUAUGAAGAAGCUUGUAUUAUUUCUAGAUUCUUUAUUUCUUUUUUCUCAAGGUUGAGCCCCCCUAAGGAGUAAUGAGUAUGUGAUGUGUUUUCUUAUCCCUUGGUUUGACCCUGUGGCUUUGUAUUGGACAGAAAGGGAUUAUAAAAUUUGUUCUUAAUCAAGAUGUUUAUUUCUAGUAAAAGUGAUCUGAGUACUACUGUCAUUUCACUUCUAGGCUUAUACUUAUAUGAUAGUUAUAUGAUCAUUUGAUUCAA
This is a messenger RNA of Beta vulgaris subsp. vulgaris (sugar beet), 4026 nucleotides long. Its product is annotated as WEB family protein At5g16730, chloroplastic. NCBI's taxonomy places the organism in Eukaryota, Viridiplantae, Streptophyta, Magnoliopsida, Caryophyllales, Amaranthaceae. Gene Ontology annotation, biological process: reciprocal meiotic recombination. The coding region runs from base 328 to 3702 and encodes 1124 amino acids. The transcript is spliced from 3 exons. The record is from RefSeq and is a predicted model, not a curated record.